Messenger RNA from Prunus armeniaca (apricot), 1071 nucleotides. The record is from the annotation of a GenBank genome assembly. Lineage: Eukaryota; Viridiplantae; Streptophyta; Magnoliopsida; Rosales; Rosaceae.
AUGAGAAAGCUCACUCCACCUCACACUCUUCUUCUUCUUCUUCUUCUUCUGUUUGUCCCCAUUUUGGUUUCUGCAGAAUGCACAUGUAGUAAAGAAACCCAACACCAUGACAAGGUCAAGGUUCUCAAGUACAAGCUAGUUGCGAUAAGUUCAAUCCUCAUAGCCAGUGUGCUUGGUGUCUCUCUGCCAAUGUUGGGCAAGAAAAUCCCAACUCUGCGCCCCGAAAACGAUAUCUUCUUCAUGAUCAAAGCCUUUGCUGCGGGCGUGAUUCUAGCAACAGGGUUCAUCCAUGUCUUGCCUGAGGCAUUUGAGAGCUUGACAAGCCCCUGCCUCAGCCAAACACCAUGGGGGAAUUUCCCAUUUUCAGGCUUCAUUGCAAUGCUUUCAGCUAUUGGGACGAUGAUGAUCGAUACCUUUGCCACUAGUUAUUACAGAAGGUCACAUUUCACUAAAGCACUGCCAGUGAAAGAGGAUGAGGAGAUGCAUGGGGUGCAUGAGGGUCAUGUGCAUGUUCAUACUCAUGCCACACAUGGUCAUGCCCAUGGAUCCGGCGCGAUUUUACCGGAGGAUUCAGCUUCAUCUUUGGAGCUUAUUAGGCAUCGAGUGAUAUCACAGGUUCUGGAGCUUGGGAUUGUGGUUCAUUCAGUCAUCAUUGGGAUAUCUUUAGGUGCCUCUCAGAGUCCCAGAACAAUCAAACCUCUGGUAGCAGCUUUGACUUUCCAUCAAUUUUUUGAAGGCAUGGGCCUUGGUGGCUGCAUCUCUCAGGCCAAAUUCAAGUCCAGGGCCGUUGCAACCAUGGUGCUUUUCUUCUCCCUCACCACCCCAAUUGGAAUUGGUGUUGGAAUGGGAAUAUCAAACAUUUACAAUGAGAGCAGCCCAACUGCUUUGAUUGUGGAAGGGGUUUUCAACUCUGCUUCAGCUGGGAUUCUAAUAUACAUGGCUCUGGUUGACCUUCUAGCAGCAGAUUUCAUGAACCCUAGAAUGCAAGGCAAUUUAAGGAUCCAGCUUGGGGCUAAUAUUUCACUUCUUUUGGGUUCUGGCUGUAUGUCACUCUUGGCCAAAUGGGCCUAA